Molecule: messenger RNA, 654 nt
Organism: Xenia sp. Carnegie-2017
Lineage: Eukaryota; Metazoa; Cnidaria; Anthozoa; Malacalcyonacea; Xeniidae
Product: secreted RxLR effector protein 161-like
Exons: 1
Coding region: 1-654 (217 amino acids)
Source: RefSeq, a predicted model, not a curated record
AUGAUUGGUUGUUUGACAUACGUUUCCACGGCCACGAGGCCAGAUAUAGCUGCAUCUAUCGGAGUUCUGUCACAGUUUAUGUCAGAUCCCAGCAAAACUCAUUUUCAAGGAGUGAAGCGAGUUUUGAGGUACAUAAAAGGGACAAUAAGUUAUGGUUUGAAAUUCAGUUGUGAUAAGAAUGACGAAUUACAUGGGUACUCGGAUGCUGAUUACGCAGGUAAUUUGGAUGAUCGUCGAUCAACCUCAGGAUAUGUUUUUAAGUUAGCUAACUCAACGAUUAGCUGGUCUAGCAAGAAACAAAGUACCGUCGCCAGAUCGACAACAGAAGCUGAAUACGUUGCCCUAAGCCAAGCUACCCAAGAGGUAAUCUGGUUACGACGAUUGUUGUCUGACUUGGGAUCUAAACCAGUGUCGCCCACUACUGUUCACGAAGACAAUCAAGGUGCCAUCGAAAUCGCACGAAAUCCAAAGUUCCAUAACAGAACUAAACAUAUCGAUGUUGCUUACCAUUUUGUUCGCGAAAGAAUAUUAUCUAAAGAAGUAAAAGUUUGCUAUUGUCCAUCAAAGGAUAUGAUAGCCGAUAUAAUGACCAAAGGAUUAUCUAAAGAUCAAUUCCAAAAACUCAGAAAUUUAUUGAACGUUCAAUCUUGUUAA